Messenger RNA from Oldenlandia corymbosa var. corymbosa, 729 nucleotides. Lineage: Eukaryota; Viridiplantae; Streptophyta; Magnoliopsida; Gentianales; Rubiaceae. The record is from the annotation of a GenBank genome assembly.
AUGGCUCACACUAGGCUACGUAUAGCAUUUGGUUUUGUUGGAGUUCUACAUCGGGAAUUGAAAUUCUUGAAGAUUUUUGUUGGCUGGCUGUCAAAGUGUGAGGAAGCUGGUAAAGACAUUAAAUUGGUCAAUGCGAUUGCUCGUCUUGAAGCUGGUCUUUCUACUCUACUAAUAGUCAAUGACAACAAUGGAGCUGGAAAUAUGGAUUCUGUGGCUCAUACUUUGGUAAGAAGAUUUGGGCAACUUGAGCUAGAUAUCACAAAUAUGAUUGCUUUUCUUAUUGGGUCUUUAAAGUCCAUGUCUUGCACAAGUGAUGAGAUCCUAGAAUUCAUUGAUUGUCUCAUUGAGAAUCUAGCUAACUUGAAGGCUGAUGUUAUUGUUUCCGUGAAAGACCGAAUCAUGGUUCUUGGGAGGAAUAUCAGUGUCCUCAGAACCCUUGUUUAUUUCUCUGCAAGGAGAAGAUGUAUUGACAGUCAGAUCCUUGAAGAUUUCUUGAAUUAUGUGAAAAGUUCUCUGCACGAUGCUGCAUAUGUGUCCUUUCUGUGCUUGCUAAGAGGAAAAGAUGAAAUGAAGGCCCUAGGAUUAGAAACUAUGUUUUCUGUUCUUCUGCAGAAGUUUAUUCCUGGCAGUCCAAUCAUACUAGGGAGGUUGUUAGGAGUUUUGAGAUCUGACAAGUUUCAAGUCAAUCAAGAUGCUGUCAGACUUGUUGAUUUGUACUUCAAGGUUUAG